Messenger RNA from Chroicocephalus ridibundus (black-headed gull), 2662 nucleotides. RefSeq names its product G protein subunit gamma transducin 2 (gene GNGT2). Gene Ontology annotation, cellular component: heterotrimeric G-protein complex. Bases 282 to 491 code for a protein of 69 amino acids. Gene Ontology annotation, biological process: G protein-coupled receptor signaling pathway. Gene Ontology annotation, molecular function: G-protein beta-subunit binding. The transcript has 4 exons. Lineage: Eukaryota; Metazoa; Chordata; Aves; Charadriiformes; Laridae. The record is from RefSeq and is a predicted model, not a curated record.
GGGGGCUAGCGGGGUGGAAGCCAUCGUGGCCCCAGCCCCACAGGGGACGUGCCGGGGCUGCGGCUGGUGGUCACCCCACUGGGGCGGGGGAUGAGAGCGGCUGCGACGGUGAAGGAUCUUAAGGACAAAAGACAUCUGCUCCCCACCGCCCUCCCAGAGAGCUGAAGGAGCCUUCACGCCUGGAUCAGGAGAGCGAGGGUCCAGUUGACGGCGUCUCCUCUUGGAUGGAUCUCUGAGCAUCUCACUGUGAGAGGGGCAGCCCCUCGUCCCCGGAGGGCAAAAUGGCUCAGGACAUGACAGAGAAGGAGCUGCUGAAGAUGGAGCUGGAUCAGCUGAAGAAGGAGGUGAAGAACGAGAGGCAAAUGGUCUCCAAGACCGGCAAAGAGAUCAAGGAGUACAUCGAGUCCAUGGCGGGCGAGGACCCGCUGCUGAAAGGUGUCCCCGAGGACAAGAACCCCUUUAAGGAGAAGGGCGGCUGUACGAUAAGCUGACACCCCCCCGCUGCUGUCACCGCGGGGGACAGGGAUGCUCCCGUGCGCAAGCCAAGACUGUCAGAAACCUGCUUUCCCUGUAGUGUGACCUCAGCGCUGGAGAGUUGAGAACCAAAGCGUAGCGCAUCUAAAGGAUGGUAAAAGGAAAAAAAAAAAAAAAAGAAAAGAAAAAAAAGAAAAAAAAAGAAGAAAAAAAAAUGUACCCCACUGCCACAGGAGAUGAGGUUCAGCAGCCAGCGCAGCGUCUGCUCUCGUGCUCUCACGGCUGAUUUACAUUUGGUUUCCUGCAAGCAAAACUUCUGCAUUUUCAGCAGCCAGCAGCAAACUGGGCUUUAGCGAAACCGCGGAGCUGUGUCUAGUCUCAGCCUUCUCCAAGCAGCCCAGCGCCGGCGCCGAGCCCUGGCUUGCUGCAGAAGAGCCUCCCAGCAGAACCUUGCUCAAGCCAUUUCCUCUCGGUGCCUCGGUUUCCCCAUCUGGCACAGGAGGGCGAUACCCACCCUGCUGCCUGGAGGCUUCCAGGGGUCUGAAGCUUUCUUCUCUUUAUUCCUACACGUCCCUCCAGCUGGUGCCCACCGCUGCCCACCACUCCUGCAGCCCGCGGCUCGCACCCACCAGGCACCCUGCAUCGAGAGGCGGGGGAUGGCCAGAGCGGGGCUGGGUGAGCUUCACCCGGCGCAGGGCAGGGCACGGGAAGGAGUAAAGCCCCAGGCAGCUUGUUCAAACUCUCACCCCACCUCUCGGUCUCGCUUCCUCCCCUGGAAACCCCCUGGCAGCCGUGGGAAAGCAAGCCCAGGGCUGUCAGGUCCUGCCCGCGACCGUGGUGGCUCCAAGCGCUGCAGCCCCUUCACCAUCAUCUCCUCUCUGCUGCCACGACCGGGCCCCAAAGCCUCGUCCCACCGGUGACGGGGAUGACUGGGAGCAAGCGGUUUGGGGUGGCAGCAGGUCCUUGGAGCAAGACAGGACCCGCCAAGCCCCAGGCGAGCAAUACCCCGGCCAUGAUCCUCCUGCUCCCAAGGGCAGCUUUUUUCUAGGACAAAUUUCAUCCUCUGCCUGAUAGAAAAAAGCACAGCAGCUGGGGCACGGCCCGCUUCUGAGUUCAGCAGGGUGAUACUUCGGGGACGAUUUGUGGGGUUUGUUGUUCGGGGCUUUUUGGAAGUUUUGGGUUUUUUUUAAAUCAUACAAGUACUUUUUUUUUUUUUUUUUUUAAAAACAUACAUAUUAUCGUUGGGAACUCUCCAAAACAUCCCCAGAUGGCCAACCCCAAAGGGAAGCAGCAGCUCUUUGUAUUUCUCAGAGCCCUCCAGGUCCCACCGAGGCCGCACUCUGUCCCCAUCCCGCUUCUGCUUCAUGCCAGCCCCCCGGGACACGCUCCCCCGGGCCCAGCCAGCUGCUGCUGGGGGUGACACACGUCCCACGGCUGAUUGAGACACAGCAAAGGCACCGGCUGCGAAUGGAGGGCAGGAACGAAGCUCCCCCAGCCCACGGACGAGGCUGCUGGGGAAGAGGCGCUGGUGCAGCAGGUCGGUAAGGCCGUGGGUCCAUGAUGACACUGGUGAUGGCUGCCAGGGCUCCGGCAGUGCGUGGAGACAGGCCUGGGAGCAGUUUAAACGCAGGGAAAUGGCUUUCGACCCCAACCGGAACGGUGUUCUCCUGCCUUCCAGGCUGCCACUUGGUGCCAUCGCCAGGCCGGCCCUGCUGGGCACGGAGGCCUUGGGGCAGAGGGGUCCCAGCCCCACAGACCCCACCAUGGCAGAGGAGGGACACAGGAAAAGGCUUUUCCUCCCUUCCCCACCGCUCCCCCGCCGCCAGCGCCUCAAUAUCACCUCCCUAGCCAAAAAAAAAAAAAAAAAAAUUAAAAAUAAAGGUGGUUUUGUUCUUGCUCGCAGACGCUAAAUAAACCCGCCAGCUCGACCGUGGCCUGUGUCUUUCUUGCGGUGGGGCUGGCGGCCCUCAGGAGAGCGGCUUCUCCUGGGCCCAGGCGGCGCUGGGGAGCCCGGCCUGCCCCUAAUCAGGCCGGGGCUCCAGGGAUUGACCCGUUAAUCGACGUUAAACGGCUGGAAAACUGCGUCAGAGCCGGCUAAACCGCUGCUGAAGGGAUUCGGGGCGCUUCAGGCCCAACAGCGGCUUAAACCGCGCCGUUCCGACCCGAGGCCCCUGAGACCGCCCACCCG